AUGAAAUUAACAAAAUUAACAGAUGAUUGUUAUUUAGAAAUUAUCAAAAACUUUGAAUAUGAUCACCAUACUUUAUAUAACUGCCUCUUAGUUAAUCGCUUAUUUUGUCACUUUACUGUGUCUCUGUUAUGGGCUAACCCUUUCUAUAAUAUAAAUAAAGGUUCGAUAAAUGUUAUAUCUAUUUUUCUUAUUUAUCUUGAUGAAAAUGAAAGGCACCAAUUGACUUCAAGCGCAUAUCAGGUCGAUCUAUCAUGUACACAUAUUUUCCAAAAAACUUUAUUUAAUUAUGCUGACUUUCUAGAGACUUAUUCUAGCUCCAAGAUACAAAAUAUCACCUCAUUGUGGUAUCAAUAUACUCAAGAUAUAUCUAAGCCUAGUUUAGAAACAUCAACCUUUAUGGCUAUCCAAAGCAUGUUGUUUCGAAGAUGUAAGAGAAUCAAGAAAUUCUACAUUUCAUUGGCUGAAGAUAGCUUAACAUUUCCUUUAAUUCCUAGCUCAUGGUUCUAUUCUUCAGAAUUGAGAGAAUGCGAAUUUAGAUUUGUUGUUUCAGAUAGUCAAAACAUGAUUGUAUAUAAUUAUAUUAACUUAAUUUCUAUAAUGAACAAAAGAAUUCAAAUCAUUCGCAUUAUGGCUUAUAAUGAAGAUAUACCACCAGAAUGUUGA
This is a messenger RNA of Dentiscutata heterogama, 663 nucleotides long. The record is from the annotation of a GenBank genome assembly. Lineage: Eukaryota; Fungi; Glomeromycota; Glomeromycetes; Diversisporales; Gigasporaceae.